Misgurnus anguillicaudatus (oriental weatherfish) is the source of this 2338-nucleotide messenger RNA. RefSeq lists its product as uncharacterized. The record is from RefSeq and is a predicted model, not a curated record. Lineage: Eukaryota; Metazoa; Chordata; Actinopteri; Cypriniformes; Cobitidae.
GCACUUUACAAAGUGACAUGCAUGUAAGCCUGGCUCAUUACUUCUUGUUGUUCUCUAUUUUGCUCAUAUGCCCCUCCUCUUGGUUUGGAGUAUCUGUAUGUUGUGUUUUUUAAGACGGCGAGGUGGCUCAUACUGACAGAGACAGAGCGCAAAGCUCCCAGGAGGAUUAUUCCCACCAGCAGCCCUUUUGUCGCUGAGCCCCGGGGUGACUUUUCCUCCACCUGCACCCAUGACUCGCACGCUGCAUGGAGGUGGAUUGUGUUAUUUUUUGGUAUUGCUGACACUGUUGCUGUCUCAAGCCGACGGGUUGCAGUGCUACGCCUGCAACAUCGUGCAUGAGCAGAGGUACGUGGAUGUAGGCUGCUCAAGCCCUGAAGUCAUCACCUGCUCCCACUCUCACAAGGGCUUCAAGCAUCGUUUCUGCAUCAGGACAGAGAGCGUUGCAUUGGGAAUCAUGUUGACCAGUGGCUGCGCCACAUCAAGACACUGCCACACAGAGGAGCUGCCGGGGGUGAAGAUCCACUGCUGCGGCUCUGAUCUGUGCAACAGCGCCCCCAGCAGGCGAACGACAACACUACUGCCUGUUUGCUCAUUGACAUUUGCUCUGUUGCUAUUGUUCAACGGGUGAUAGUAAAAAAAUACCUGCGUAUUAUACUACCUUGAACUUGGGAAGUCAUGGCAGUCACAUUCACUGCCUAUUCUUAUGAGGGACAAAAUGAUAAAACAUAGAGACCAAUGAUUUUUUUUAUUUCUUUUGUAUUUCAAAAAUUCAUUGUGUGGGGAAAUGUCGAACAAAGUAUGUGUAAUGGUACUUUAAAAUAGUGUAGUCUUUAGCUCUACAGUAAAUGGACUGGACAAGUGGGAUCUUUUUUUAAUAUUCUUUAUAAGUCAGAAAAUGACUUUUAACAUGUAAAGGGUGAUGUUGUAGAAGAACCAUUUUUGGGUCCUCAAAAAAAACAUUUAGUUAAAGUUUUUUUGUCUUUCUUACUCUUUUAUAAUCUUUGUGACGUUAAACGUUUUUUUAUGGAACCAUUCAGCCAAACAUUGUUUCUCUAUGGCAUCAUGAAGCACCUUAUAGGUUUGUGUCCCCCCUGAUAAAACACACCUGGCAUUUGCACAAAAAUUAUGCCAUAAUUAUGAUGUUGAUUUUUUAAAAAUAGUUAUUUUUAUGGAGCCAAAACAUGAAUGCAUUUCAGAGUUUGUAGUCAUCUAGUCCGGUGGUUUUCAACCUUUUUGAUGGCAAGGACCUCCAAAAAUGAUGAACCUAGUGAAGUACCCCUGUCCUAAAAUAUAUAUCCAUACUUUUUAUAAAGUGUCAUUUAAAACUGUGUUAGAUAAAUAGUAAUUGUCAUAUUAUAAAGACAGCAAAUUGUUUACAAACUUGCUAGAUUUUUUUGCUUUGUCUUUUUUCUCUUUAAAAGUGCAGUGUGUAAAUUUUAGUGGCAUCUAGUGGUGAGGUUGCGAAUUGCAACCAACGGCUUAGUCCACGGCUCACCCCUCGCUUUUGAAGCACAUAGAGAAGCUACGGUAGCCGCCACCGAACAAACAUGUCAUCGUCAAUGACAACUUAGUAAAAAAAUGUCCUUUAAGGGCUUCUGUAGAAAAAUGGCAGCACAACAUGGCGACUUCCAUGUAAGGGGACCCUCGGUGUAUGUACAUAAAAAGGUCUCGUUCUAAGGUAAUAAACACAUAAUGGUUCAUUAUGAAAGGUCUUUAUACACCCCUGAUAAUAUAGUUUUGUAUAUUAUUUUGCAUUUCUGUCAAAAGAUCCUUCUAAAAAUUACACACUGCACCUUUAAAUUUUCUGUGGGAACCCUGGGGGUAAACGCAUGAUCUAGCCCACAUGAUAUAGUGCAUAAAUUGCUGCUCCUUAUUAUAUCAGACAGAGAAUUAAACUCACUCUCACUAUGUCGUGUCUAGUGCACCAAGGUACAGGAGAUGGCAGUGUUUCACAAUCUCUUCAUACAACAGUUCACCUUAAAAUGAAAAUUCAGCAUUUACUCCACAGCCAUCCCUGGUGUAGUUACACAAAUGUAUCUUUAGUUGAAACCAAACAAUUAUUUAGAAACGUAUGCCGUCUCUCUGGGUCCCUAUAAAUAAAGCCAGUUGGACUCAGAAUGUUAAAGCACCAAAUACAUUUAUCAUGAAAUUAAUCCAUAUGCCUUGAGUUAGUUAAUAAAUAAUGUAUUUGAAAAAUAUAGAUUUUUAAACUUUUUAAACUAUAACAUUUGCCUACAUCUUCAGCAGGGGAAUAGAUGUGAAAGGACCAAUAUUGCGUGUUAAACAGGAAUUGAGGCUAAACUUUUAGACAGAAAGAAAAAAAAUAGUGCACUUUUUG